AUGGCGAGCUGGGCCUUGGAGCUGCUCGGCUUCUCCCUGAGCCUGCUGGGCCUAAUUGGGACGUUAAUUGCCACCAUCCUGCCGCACUGGUGGCGCUCGGCACACGUGGGCACCAAUAUUAUCACAGCUGUGGCCUACGUGAAGGGGCUGUGGAUGGAGUGCGUGUGGCACAGCACCGGCGUCUACCAGUGCCAAGCGCACCGCUCCCAGCUGGCGCUGCCCGCCGACCUCCGCGCCGCCCGUGCCAUGAUGGUCACCUCCUGCCUGCUGUCCGUGCUGGCCGCUGCCAUCGCCGUCGUCGGCAUGAAGUGCACGCGCUGCGCCGAGGGCAGCCCCGCCAAGGCCUCCAUCGCCGGCUCCAGCGGGAUUGGCUUCAUCGGGGCCGGGCUCCUCUGCCUGGUGCCGGUCUCAUGGAGCACCAGCGACAUCGUUAUGGAUUUCUACAACCCCACGCUGCCCGCUGGGAUGAAGUAUGAGAUAGGGCAGGCUCUUUAUCUUGGAUUUGUCUCCUCAACCUUGACCAUGCUGGGUGGGGCUCUGCUGGGAGCGUCGUGCCUCGGCGAGGAGCCGCCUUUCCCGCCGCAUUCCGGGAGCGGACCGGGCGCCUCCAAGGGAAACCACGCUCCUUCCCUGACAUCUGCGUCCCACAGCGGCUACAGACUGAGUGACUACGUGUGAGUUCCUGGGAUCUGGCACAGCUGCCUCGGGAUUCUGUGCGUGGCAUGAGAGAACUUGGAAUUGAUGUUACAGUUGUUUAUCCCUUUCCUUUCGUCCCGGAGGAGGAAAGGGUGUGGAUGCAGAACUGCUGCCUGCAAAACCUGGGAAAUAAAGGCAAAGGAGCUGGGGUAUUCCCAAGGCAGCACGUUCCUGUCU
Messenger RNA from Corvus hawaiiensis (hawaiian crow), 873 nucleotides. RefSeq names its product claudin 14 (gene CLDN14). The record is from RefSeq and is a predicted model, not a curated record. The transcript has a single exon. Gene Ontology annotation, molecular function: structural molecule activity. The coding region runs from base 1 to 678 and encodes 225 amino acids. Gene Ontology annotation, biological process: bicellular tight junction assembly; cell adhesion. Gene Ontology annotation, cellular component: plasma membrane; bicellular tight junction. NCBI's taxonomy places the organism in Eukaryota, Metazoa, Chordata, Aves, Passeriformes, Corvidae.